ACGCAGCUUUGACAGCGCGGAGAAAGGAGGCGAUCGGAGCUGCUGAUCUGCGUGUGUGUGAAUCCCUGGAAGCAAACAUCUCCCUCCUCCGGUAACAGACAGGCGUCUAUCCGAGGCAGCGUCAUCUGGAAAUGCUUCGAUCAGCAGCCUCUGAGUCUGGUGAGUGAGGGGUUGUCCUCCCAGGUAAGGGUCCCUGUUCCCGGACAUGGCAGGGGAUCUCUACUGCCCCCCAUCCCCGCUGGGGGAUUCCCUCCUAGACAGCCCGCUGUGUGGAGACCUGAUGGAGGAUCUUCGUGACAUCUCGCAGUCCAUAGGAGGAGACACACUGGGAUUUGAUUUCCCGGAGUACCAGAGCACUUGCUCAGGUUCGGAGAACUCCAUCACACUGGACACCUUGACCCCGGCCUCUAGUCCGUCGUCAGGGGGGUGCGGAGCAGCGAUAGGCCCUGAGGAGAAAUUCAGCCCCCUCAGCCUGGAGUGCAGAGUAUGCUCAGACAAAGCGUCAGGCUUCCACUAUGGGGUGCAUGCCUGUGAAGGCUGUAAGGGUUUCUUCAGGAGGACCAUCCGGCUAAAGCUGGAGUAUGACAAGUGUGAACGUAACUGUAAAAUCCAAAAGAAGAACCGCAACAAGUGCCAGUACUGCCGAUUCCACAAGUGCAUCUCUGUGGGCAUGUCCCACAACGCCAUCCGGUUUGGGCGGAUGCCUCAGGCGGAGAAGCUGAAGCUCAAGGCGGAAAGCAAGAUGGUGGAGAAAGAGGAGGCGAGCCCCAUGCUGUCCGACCACAAGUUUCUGGUGAAGCAGAUCCAUGAAGCCUACAUGAGUAACUUCAACAUGAACAAGGCGAAAGCUCGGCUCAUACUCACCGGAAAGACUAGCAAGCCGCAGCCGUUCAUCAUCCACGACAUGGAGACGUUCCAGCUAGCGGAGAAGACUUUAGCGGCCCAUAUGGUAAACAGUGACUAUUUGGAGUCCGGCAGCGGCCUUCAAGCUGGGGAUGUAGUUACAGCUUUGGGGUGUGGGGAGCUCCAGCAGAGGGAGGCUGAAGCGAGGCUCUUCCACUGCUGCCAGAGCACCUCUGUGGAGACUGUCACAGAGCUGACGGAGUUCGCCAAGGCGGUGCCGGGUUUCCAGAGCCUGGAUUUAAACGAUCAAGUGACUCUCUUGAAGUAUGGCGUUUAUGAAGCUCUCUUCACCCUCCUGGCCUCCUGCAUGAACAAAGACGGCCUCCUGGUGGCGCGUGGCAGAGGUUUCAUCACCCGUGAGUUCCUCAAGAGCCUCCGGCGGCCAUUUAGUGACAUGAUGGAGCCCAAGUUCCAGUUUGCCACGCGCUUCAACUCCCUGGAGCUUGACGACAGCGACCUGGCCCUUUUUGUGGCUGCCAUUAUCUGCUGCGGAGACCGUCCAGGCCUGGUGGAUGUGCCUCUUGUGGAGCAGCUGCAGGAGAGCAUCAUCCAGGCGCUACAGCUCCACCUGCUGGCCAACCACCCAGACAACACUUUCCUCUUCCCCAGACUGUUGCAGAAACUUGCUGACCUCCGUGAACUGGUUACGGAGCACGCUCAGUUGGUCCAGGAAAUCAAGACGACAGAAGACACGUCACUGCACCCGCUCCUGCAAGAGAUAUACAGGGACAUGUACUGAGAAUUUCGAACAUGGUCAUAUAUUUGGACAUGUAAUAAGAUGUUAAUGUAUGCCGGGUAAAAUACUCAAAACAGGGUAUACAUGGACAUUUACUAUCAUGCAUAUCAGUGUACUGUAUGUAGCUUGUCAUGCAGCUUCUGUUUCUGGAUAUACACCGCUGUGAUCUGCUGAGGUUGUAUUUAGCCCAUGUGACUCUCUACUGGAACAAAAAACAGCUCUUGUAGGUGGCUGCUUCAAUGAAAGGGGGCUCAGUGAGAAACAAACUUUUUUAAACUACACCAUCUAUGUGUACUGAUAUUUUCAAAUGCAUCCUUACUACAUCCAGUUUGCUGUGGGUGGAAGCUUUCAUCCUAAAGACUGGAGUACUAAACUGAUGUUCAACAGGGAGUAGGCUAUGCAAAUAUGCAUAGCAUUUAAAAUGGGUGUACUAAUUAUAAAGAUACACCAACAUGACUGCUGCAGUCAUGCAUGCACUGAUGCUACAUACUCAUAGUGCCUUUGAACAAUGAUGAGGCGAAGAAGCUGCUGCAACUCAAAAUCAAACAUAUUUUUAAAAGAUGUGUAUCACUGUCAUGCCCUGUAAUGUGUAUUAGUGCCUUACUGAAGUGGCCUCAAUCAUUUUUAAGAUGACUGCAUUGAUGAAAGACGUGCCAUAAUGUUUCCCUGGAUCUCAUGUUGGUGUUUCCUUUAUUUUGACCACAACUUAUACACCCAACAAAUACAAAAAAUACAUUAUAAAGUAUCUUUUUAACCAUAGGGUAGAUGUAUAACUACUUAAUGUUGGACCAGGGUUGAACACAUAGUAUUAAAUCAUGAACAGUGGUGCAUUUGUUUUUAAUAGCAGAACUUAACUGCAAGGAGCCUUACUUCUACUGUAAUCAUUUGAAAAUAUUGCAAUUUCAUGGGUCAUGUGUUAAUAUUAAUCCUUCAUUCUACUGCUAAAAAUCAAGACAACAUCAUAGCUCACUUUUAACCUAUUAUCUCAGAUCAGUGUUACUGAGAACAAAACGUUUUGUACAAUUCCUGCUGUGAAAACACUUUUUUUUUUCAUGAAAAAACCCCAGUAUUGGCCAGUAUUGAAUCACUUGUUUUGACCACAAACACAAUAAUCUUUUUGAGCUGGUUUCUGUAUUAUUUUGUAAAUAUGACAAGAAUGUGGCGACUGCAGUGAAAGGGAUGUGUAUAUCUGCAGGUCUCACUAAGGGGAGCUGAUGGGCCUUAUUUACUGUACUUAGACUUCACCUCCCUGUGUAGUUCUGAAAUGUUAUUUCUUGUAAUAAUGAAUCUGUUAAUGUUUUUUUUUUUUAUCAUAGGUGGUGUACAAUAAAAAGAUGCAUUUGCUGUUUCAAUAGCCUAAAAUAAAGUAAUAUAUUUAA
Messenger RNA from Scomber scombrus (Atlantic mackerel), 3018 nucleotides. Its product is annotated as peroxisome proliferator-activated receptor alpha-like. Gene Ontology annotation, molecular function: zinc ion binding; nuclear receptor activity; RNA polymerase II cis-regulatory region sequence-specific DNA binding. Lineage: Eukaryota; Metazoa; Chordata; Actinopteri; Scombriformes; Scombridae. Gene Ontology annotation, biological process: hormone-mediated signaling pathway; regulation of lipid metabolic process; negative regulation of transcription by RNA polymerase II. Bases 206 to 1642 code for a protein of 478 amino acids. The record is from RefSeq and is a predicted model, not a curated record. The transcript is spliced from 8 exons. Gene Ontology annotation, cellular component: nucleus.